AUGGGCAAUAGUUACACUCAUUUAUCUACUCAAGAUUCAACCGAAUUUCUUGCAACAUCAGCAAAAAUUGGAAGAGAUAUCUCGAAACUACCAAAAUGCAGAAGUAUCUCUCAGAUAGGAGAAAUGCGUCCAGUGUUACGAACUCCUGUCCAUAGUGAUGCUAUUGGAGCAUUAGCACCAGUGAGAUCAGGCAUGGUACUGAGUGGAGGUCGUGAUAAGCUGCUAGCGUUGAAUAACUUGGAUACGGGGAAAUGUGUUCUACGAUGGUAUGGUCAUGAGAAAGAAAUCACCAAGAUUGAGUAUCGUAAUACAUUUGCGAAGCAAUUUAUUCUUAGUGGAUCAAGAGAUUCCCAAAUUAGACUAUGGAAAUUCGACAGUCCAAGUACCAUACGCAUCUUUUCAGGACAUGAAAUGAGUAUCGGCGGAUUGGCCAUGACUGAUCAAACGAGAUUUGUCUCGGGUGCCCGUGAUGCUACUCUUCGAUUAUGGGAUCUCGAAAUGGGUACUUGUUUGCGGGUCGCUCGACAUAGCAGAAAUUUGGUAACCCAUAUAUCACAUUGCAUCACAAAUAAUCUACUUGCUCAGUCGUCGGAAGAUAAACAAUUAAAAAUGUGGGAUAGUCGAAAUCUAUGCCUUGCAUUUCAGUUCCCAAAAAAAAAUCAUAUGCUUACACAUUGUGAUUUUUUACCGGAUAGUAAUUACUGUAUUACAUCAAGUAAUGGUUUUAACGGUGAUGGAUGCGAAAUUACAUUGUGGGAUAUCCGACAGCAAAAGAUGAUUCUCGAAUAUCGUGGACAUGAGGAAUCGGUGACCUGUACCAUUUUUCUGCCACAACAGGUAACUUCGAAACGUGUUCUAUUAAGUGUUUCCGCUGACCAUACUGCCAAAUUAUGGAAUGUCGAUGAUGGAAGUUGUUUAUGGAGUGAACUAAUACCAACAGCAUCUGAUCUGUUAGCAUGUGUAGGCUUCAGAGAUGGAAACAUCGUUGUCAGUGGAUUGAAUGCUACUUUUUGUCAUUUGCGAAUUCUCAGCCGUGCUGCUCGUCCCUAUCUUGAAUGUAUUUCUGCACAAUCCCGCACUCGAUGUUUUCUAAGAUCCUAA
Cercopithifilaria johnstoni is the source of this 1101-nucleotide messenger RNA. The record is from the annotation of a GenBank genome assembly. NCBI's taxonomy places the organism in Eukaryota, Metazoa, Nematoda, Chromadorea, Rhabditida, Onchocercidae.